This is a messenger RNA of Anoplophora glabripennis (Asian longhorned beetle), 754 nucleotides long. RefSeq names its product transcription initiation factor IIA subunit 2 (gene TfIIA-S). The transcript is spliced from 3 exons. Gene Ontology annotation, biological process: transcription initiation at RNA polymerase II promoter; RNA polymerase II preinitiation complex assembly. Gene Ontology annotation, cellular component: transcription factor TFIIA complex. The record is from RefSeq and is a predicted model, not a curated record. The coding region runs from base 155 to 493 and encodes 112 amino acids. Gene Ontology annotation, molecular function: RNA polymerase II general transcription initiation factor activity; TBP-class protein binding. Lineage: Eukaryota; Metazoa; Arthropoda; Insecta; Coleoptera; Cerambycidae.
GUUGUCAUCGCGUUGUUUUGUAUUGUAGUUUAUUUUCAGUUCAGCAAGUUUAUGAUAUGGUGUAAUAUUUUUUACAUAGUUAUUUGAAGGAUUUAUAGAAAUUUAAAUACCUCUCCAACAAUUAAUGUCAUUACUUUCCUGAUAAUAAAGUAACAUGUCAUAUCAACUCUACAGAAAUACAACUAUAGGUCACACGUUACAGGAAAGUUUGGAUGAGUUAAUACAGUAUGGACAAAUCACACCACAAUUGGCUUGCAAAGUGUUGCUUCAGUUUGAUAAAUCUAUAAAUCAGACAUUGGCAACAAGGGUUAAAUCAAGAUUAACUUUCAAAGCAGGAAAAUUGAAUACAUAUAGAUUUUGUGAUAAUGUAUGGACAUUUAUGCUUAACGAUGUAGAAUUUAGAGAAGUACAAGAAAUAACUAAAAUCGAUAAAGUUAAAAUAGUAGCUUGCGAUGGUAAAAAUGUUAGUGAAGAAGGAAGUUCGAAGAAAUAAUUGUUUAUGUAUGUGUAUUUUUAUGUAAAUAUGUAGGCUAAUUUUUAAGUUAUAUUAAUACCUAGGUGACAAAUUGCCAGAUGUCGGGUAACAAUAAUUUUCAUUCAAAUUAACUACAUUUUAAUAUCGAAUAGUUUUAUUUUUAGGAAAAAAUACUUUCAGUGUACAAUUUAUCAUGGAAUUUAUUAACCUAUAUAAGGUAUUUCCUGUUUAAACUUGAAAUAAAAUUAAAUAUACUACUACUUGUGAUAUCCACUUGAA